This is a messenger RNA of Pleuronectes platessa (European plaice), 6384 nucleotides long. It is a transcript of the gene lgr4, whose product is annotated as leucine-rich repeat containing G protein-coupled receptor 4. The record is from RefSeq and is a predicted model, not a curated record. The transcript has 18 exons. The coding region runs from base 756 to 3686 and encodes 976 amino acids. Gene Ontology annotation, biological process: G protein-coupled receptor signaling pathway. NCBI's taxonomy places the organism in Eukaryota, Metazoa, Chordata, Actinopteri, Pleuronectiformes, Pleuronectidae. Gene Ontology annotation, cellular component: membrane. Gene Ontology annotation, molecular function: G protein-coupled receptor activity; protein binding.
UUUACAGAGCGGUGUGGGGAUCUGCACUCACUCGUCCACCUCAGGAAAAGUUUGACCCGGUGUUUCUUCCUCCUUCCCAGCAGCGAGUGCUGGUUGUUGGCUGUGCAGACUGACGCUGCGGUGCAGGUCUCGGAGUAGCAAAGGCCGGGCCCAGUGCUGCAGGUUGUCCGGUAGGGUGCUCGCCCGCCUGCCUGCAGAGCUGUUGAUGUCAGGAGCAGAGGAGGGGGACGCGAGGAAUGGCUGAAAACAGACGGUGAUCUCUUGCGAGGGGGGCACAGCAAGUGAUCGUCCGGUUACCGAGAGCUUCACCGGAUCCGCUUCACAGCGACGCGACACCAGGCGCCGCUCGGUGUUUUCUCCGGGAGAGGGAGGGGGGUGGGGGGGGGUUAUUUAAUGGGACAACGAAAACGCCACAAAAAAAAAACGCAAGGUAGGCUCCCGCUCCUGUCGCCAGCUCCGCCGCUGAAUGUUCACUCACAGGGGGUCGAGGAGACAUGUCCAGCCCCUCGCCUUCGAAGGCAGCUCCCGGGUCUGUGGCGCUCAACUUUACGUGAACGUGGGUGUUUUUUCGCUGGGGGCUCGUUAAAACGUGUGAUAUGUUUUGAGAGGAAAAAAGCGUCAUCUCUUCAUGCCUCAGCCGAGAGAACCGCAUGAGAGGAAGCCCGGAGCAGACUAACACGCCGCGGACAAAGCCUCCCCUUCCCGCCCGCCUUUCCCUCCCGUCGCCUUCCACCUGAACCGAACGGGCAGACACAAUGCGUGGGGAUCUGCUGUGGAUGUGUCUGUGGGCUCUGCUCCGUCCUGCCGCCGCCGGUCAAGGGCAGUCGGCGGCCGUGUGUUCGCCGUCGUGCGGCUGCGAUGAAGAUGGAGGUGCGGACUGCUCGGGCAGAGGACUGACCAGCGUCCCGGCCGGACUCAGUGCCUUCACCUACUAUCUUGACCUGAGCAUGAACAACAUCACUGAGCUCCCGGCCUACGUAUUCAAGAACUUCCCCUAUCUGGAAGAACUACGACUUGCGGGGAAUGACCUGUCAUUCAUCCACCCUGAAGCCCUGUCUGGCCUGCAUCAGCUCAAAGUCCUGAUGCUCCAGAAUAAUCAGCUAAAGACGGUUCCCAGUGCGGCCCUGAAGAACCUUCAAUCGCUCCAGUCUCUUCGCCUGGACGCGAACCAUAUUACCAUGGUUCCAGACGACAGUUUCGAAGGCCUUCAGCAGCUGCGUCACCUCUGGUUGGACGACAACAACCUGACGUCUGUCCCCGUCAGUUCUCUGGGUCACCAGGGAAACCUUCAGGCUCUCACGUUGGCACUCAACCGCAUCUCGUACAUACCAGACAACGCCUUCGCAAACCUCACCAGUCUAGUUGUGCUACAUCUCCAUAACAACAGAAUUAACGAGAUAGGAGACAACUGCUUUGCCGGACUGUUGAACCUGGAGACGCUAGAUCUGAACUUCAACAACCUGAUGGUUUUUCCCAAAGCUAUUGAGGCUCUGCCCAAACUGAAGGAACUCGGUUUUCACAGCAACGAUAUUGCCUCCAUACCUGAAGGGGCCUUUCAUAACAACCCCCUGCUGCGAACCAUACAUCUCUAUGACAACCCUCUGUCCUUCGUGGGCGCCACAGCUUUCCAGAAUCUGUCCGACCUGCACUCACUGAUGUUGCGUGGGGCCAGUAUGAUGCAGGACUUCCCCGUCCUGACGGGGACUAAUAACCUUGAGAGCCUGACCCUGUCAGGAACCAAGAUAUCGUCCACCCCCGCUGAUCUGUGUGACGAUCUCAAGUUGCUCAGAACGCUAGACUUGUCCUACAAUGAGAUCGAGGGGCUGCCGGCGCUGCAGGGCUGCGUCCGACUGCAGGAGAUAAGCUUUCAGCACAACCAUAUUCAACAAAUUGAGAGAAACACUUUCCAGGGUCUCUCUGCUCUACGUCUACUGGACCUGAGUAGGAAUGAAAUCCGAGUCAUUCACCCAGAUGCUUUCCUCAGCCUCACUGCACUCACCAACCUAGAUCUGAGUAUGAACUCUCUGACUGUGAUUCCAACAAAUGGACUCAGCGCCCUCAGUCAGCUCAAACUCUCAGGGAACCCACAGAUGAAAAAUGUGCUGACGGCAAAAAACCUUCCCAAACUCAGGUCCAUCUCUGUCCCGUACGCCUACCAGUGCUGUGCGUUUGUCGGAUGUGACUCAGGGACGAGCUCCUCUGAGGACAACGACAUAAAGAAAUCAAUAGCGGGGGAGGAUGUGGAAAGAAUCUCGAUGAUUAUGCACUGCUCUCCUUCACCAGGAGCUUUUAAGCCAUGUGAGCAUCUCCUUGGUAACUGGAUGAUUCGUCUGACGGUCUGGUUCAUCUGUCUGGUGUCGCUGGUCUUUAAUGGGCUGGUGCUGGUGGCCACCUUCUCCUCCGCACACCGAGCUCCCGGCCAUUCCCACUCCCCGUCCCUCUCUCCGGCCAGGCUGCUCAUGGGGCUGUUGGCGUUGGCCAAUCUGCUCACAGGUGUGUAUGUCGGCGUGCUGACCGUGCUCGACGUUGCUACCUGGGGCUCCUUCGCGGAGUUCGGAGUGUGGUGGGAGAUGGGGCCUGGCUGUCAGAUCUCAGGAGCUCUGGCCGUCUUCUCGUCUGAGUGGGCGGUCUUGUUACUGUCCCUCGCAGCCGUGGAGCGCAGCGUGGCUGUGCGGACUAUUCUCGGGAAAGUAAUGAUGUCCCCCAGGAGGAACGGCAGCAGCGCUCAAGGAUGCUGGAGAGGAGGUCGACGCUUCAGCCUGGCUGCAGGACUACUGGGGCUGCUGGCUGCUGCUGCAGCCUGCCUCUCUCUCCUGACCACCAGCGACCAGACGGCGUCUCCCCUCUGCCUGCCCUUUGCUGGUGGAGAGAGCCCAGCUCUGAGUGUCACUGUGAUUCUGGUGCUGCUCAACGCGCUGGCCUUCCUGUUCACUGCAGCCGUGUAUACCGAGAUGUACUGCCACCUUGGCAGGGUGGAGCUGGCUGAUCCGGAGCAGACGGGUGCCCUGCGACAUGUCGCCUGGCUCAUUUUCACCAAUUGCAUCUUCUUCUGCCCUGUGGCAGCGUUCUCUUUCGCCCCCCUCUUGACUGGCUCUACAGCUGGUGGCCCAGAGAUCGCCAAGUCUGUCACGCUCAUUUUCUUCCCGCUGCCCGCGUGCCUGAACCCAGUGCUGUACGUGUUCUUCAGCCCGGCCUUCAGGGAGGACUGGCUGAGACUACGUGGACGCAGAGGUUUGACCAGAGAGGUGAAGGCUGGUGCUGAGAGUCAUGGAGACGAUGGUGGAGGAGGGUCGGAGCUCACGGACGGAGGCUCCUCCACCCACCUGGGCUUUGACUGUGGGGUGUACUCGCAGCUCUGUGGAGAGACAGUUGUGUGCGAGCAGUGCGAGGCAGCGCUGCAUGCCAGGACCUGCUCUUCCCCCUCGUCCUCCACAGUCUGUAGACACUUGGUGAAGUCUCACAGUUGUCCCACCCUCAUGGCGGGAGCGGCCGUGUGCCAGCGUGCCGAGGGGUUCUGGGCCGACAGCGGCACACCCUCCGCUCAGUCUGAGUAUGCAGAUGAGGGGGACUCGUUUGUGUCGGACAGCUCGGACCAGGUUCAGGCCUGUGGCAGAGCGUGCUUCUGUCAGACCAGAGGCCUCCCGCUCGUUCACUACUCAUACAACAUACCUCGAGUCAAGGACUAAGGAGACUUCAGAACUCUCUCUCUCUGUCAUGUGAAUUUAGGUCCUUCAAGAAUAUAUAAAAGCAUUUUCUUUUACCGGACAACAACAUGUGCCAACUACCCUGUUGAAAGACUAUUCAGCAAGCACUUAUGUAAACACAGUUGCAACCAGCCGUUUAAAGGGAACUUGGGACUUGUCUGAGUGAACUGAAAUGAGCACAUCGUGUCACAAACUGGUCAACAAAGGACUUUGCAAAGGAAACUGUGGCCACCAGUGCCUUCCUCUUGCUUUCGAGUGGAUAUCCUGAUGUUGCGAUUUACAUGUCAACGAUUUUUUGAUUUAUCUUUUCCCUGUAAUUCUAAGCUUUUAAAAUAAAAAUGUUUAAUUUUAUACUUUGAUUUUUAAAACUAUAAAUGUAGCAGAAUGUAGUAAUUAUCCUAGACCUUUCCGUUUGAAUGUAAUAACUUCUGGCCUUACUGCCUGCGAUCAGUGAGGAGGGUAAAUGCCAGUCUAUUAUAAAAACAACUUCUUUGCUUUAAGUUACUAAGACUAAGAAUGUGAUGAAAGUAGCAGAUAUCACUGUUUAAGCAACAACCAUGCUCGGUGGUUUUGAAAGAUGUUAUUUAUUGUGUGAGCAGCAGGGGCUUCUGGGUGGAGACGAAUUCAGGUGUUUAAAAGGCUGCCUUUGAAUGAUGCAUAUACAAUAGAAACAUAGCAUUUGCCAAAAUAGAAGCACCUCUUUUUUUUAAUUGUUCACAAAAAUAUGCAAACAGGGUUAGGUCAUUCAUUUUUUUGUUUUAUCUCAAAAAUUAUUUGAUAUUUUUAAAUGUCAGCCUUAUCCUGAGUGUUUUUAUCUUCCUGUUCGAAUUUGAUCAAAACUUUUCUUUUAUCUUAAACUGCACAAAAGCCCAUCAAUAAUUCGAAGUAAAGUAGCAGCUAAGUGCGUUCUGCUGUUCUCUAAUGUUCAGAUUCAUUUUGGCUGACACAAUAAUGUUGACUUGAUGCUGCGCGGAUUAGCUUAAAAAAACCAAAGGAUUAAACAAACACGAUAUAGUGUGAUAAAUAAUGAGCUGUAGAUAGGGUGGUAAGUUGAUGACGUUUGCUUCAGAUGGACUAAUGCUAGCUGCUUCCGAGCUCUAUGCUAAGCUAAGUGUCUAAGGAUGACAAGUAUUGCUUUUCAUGUCUAACUCUGGGAAUGAAGAGAGAAUAUUUGCCAAAUAUCCCAAAACGUUCUCAUGAUAUGAGUGCUUGGCUGGAUUUUUAAAACCCAUUUUAAGUACUGUAAGGGUAAAACCUCCACCAAAGCCCAAAAGUCCCUUUUUAAAUUCAAUCAAACUGAAAGAUAUUUUAAAAAACGACAUCGCAAUGUAAAAUGAAUUGAUAAAAGAAUUCCUGGUUCCACAAAAAGAUAAAACAGAUUCUUCUCUUCCGCAUCCCUCCAGCCAGUUUCCUAGAAAUCCAUUCCAUCGUUCUUUGUGUAAUCCUGCUAACAAACCAACAAACAGUGUGAUCUGAAUGUAUUUCCGCUCCUCAGCCUGGAACAUACCAGCCUGCCAGCCAGCUGUGUCAACAAGUGUAGCAGCAGUGCUCAAAAGUUAGAAAUGGGCUGUUAUCAAAAUGCUUAUUCAACCAGAGACAUUUAAAGACGAGUAUCUACAGUGAUUUUGCCGAUUGAUAAUUUCUCUGUGUUUGUAUAUAGCUACAUUCUGACCAGAACAAAUGGGCAAGAUGGAAAAAGGUUAGGAAAACAAGGCCUUUUACAGAAAGCUGUCUCCAUUUUGUUCAUGCUACAUCAUCGGUGAACGACUCUGAAACCUGCUGCAUCACUACUUAAUUCUUGAUCGUCCAGUUUUAUCGAACAGGUCAUCAGAAGCUGUAAAGCGUAAAACCCUAGAUCCCUUGUGCCCCGGGCGAUACUGUGAGUGACGAGGGAUCGACUCAUGUGUGGUGUGCCGGAGCGUGACUGCUCACAUUAAGGUGGAUACACCCUCAGAGCGUGUAUCCACAAGCGCACGUCAUGUGAGCGCUCAGGAAUUUGGGCAAUGUAGGGAAACGUUAUCCUCCGCUGACAUGUCAUUCAUGCCCUGAUGAUGCACCGGUUAAUCUUCAUCUCCCUGGUUUGUGUUUCCUGUUUUCACGUGGUCUCGACUGGGUGUAAAUUCUUGCACCAACCCAAAUGUCCGUUGAUUGUUUGUACAUUUUCAGCAGAUGGGACAUCAGACGUGUCAGAUAUUUUAUUAGUUUGGUUAUUGUUUUUUUUUUUUGUUUUUUUUUUAUUUGUAUGUAAAUUAUUUGAAAAGAUGACAAGUAAUCAAGAAUGGGAUGCUAACUAAGGAAGCUACCUCCUCGACUGUAGUGGCUACCGGCAGUGCUUUGUAAGAGAAUAGUCUAUUUUAACUUGUUGUUGCCCUUUGUUUGCAUUCUCAGUUUUAUGUUGACACGCGGUUGUACAUCAUCAUUUUAGUUUAAGAGCAAAUUGUGGGAGGAAUCUAUGUACUAUAAGCUGUGAUUUUAUUUUCUAAAUCAAAAUAUAGACUAUGAAUUGUUUUUCUGUUUUUACCUUUUUAUAGACAAACCUGCAGAGUAAUACAGCUUACGAAAAAAAUAUCUCCUAAUUUCAAUUCAAAUAAAAUUUUAUGUGUCUCCCCAAGUUGUUUUUAUUCUGUUCAAGUAGCCAAAUGAUUCUACAUUGUGUAUGAAUAAAGUUGGACAAAUACAA